CUCCGUUAUACAGGCGGCAAGGCUGUCCUGCUUGAGCCCGACCCCUCUCCUUGAACCAGGGUACUCUUCGGUAAGUUGGACAGGAGCCUCAGCGCCGUAAUGGUUCUCAUAGUAUCGUUCUGAAAGCCUUUGUUUGGGCUUGACGCGUGAGGGGCAAAUCAUUGAAGAUGGGCAUCUCAGGGCUGCUGCCGCUGCUGAAGUCCAUUCACAAGCCAUGCAAUCUCAAGAAGUUUGCCGGCCAAACCAUAGGCGUCGAUGCCUACGGAUGGCUACAUCGAGGGACGGCUGCCUGUGCGAUUGAUCUGGCCCUAGAGAAGCCCACUACCAAAUACAUCGACUUCUGCAUGAACCGCGUCCGCAUGCUCAUACACUUCGGAAUUACCCCAUACCUGAUCUUCGAUGGCGACAACCUGCCCAGCAAAGCCGGCACGGAGAAGGACCGGAGAGAAAGGAGGAAGGAAGGCAAACGACUGGGCUUGGAGCUGUUGAAGGUUGGCAAGACAUCACAGGCGCAGUUGGAACUGCAGAAGGCUGUCGACGUCACACCGGACAUGGCGCGCGCCUUUAUCGAAGAACUUAAGAUCAUCAACGUCCAAUACGUGGUUGCACCGUACGAAGCAGACUCGCAGAUGGUGUACCUGGAGCGCAAGGGUGUGAUCGAUGGCAUCUUGUCCGAAGAUUCAGAUCUGCUGGUCUUCGGCGCCAAGUGCCUACUCACUAAGCUCGACAAGUACGGCGAUUGCAUUGAAGUCAAUCGCAAUCAUUUCACAGCUUGCCGCGAGAUUAGCCUAGUAGGCUGGUCAGAUGCCGAAUUCAGACGAAUGGCUAUCCUCAGUGGGUGCGACUACCUGCCUGGCAUUGGUGGGCUAGGACUGAAGACCGCUCACCGCAUGCUUCGGAAGCAUAAGACCGUGGAUCGUCUCGUCAAAGCUGCACAAUUCGACGGCAAGCUCAAGGUACCUAAUGGCUUCAUGACCGACUUUGACCAGGCAGAGAAGACCUUCCUGUACCAAUGGGUAUUCUGUCCAACUGAGAACCGACUGGUCAACUUGACGCCCCUUCCGGAUGAUGUCGACAUCGCCGACAUGCCCUAUCUUGGCGAAGAAGUUGCAGCACACCUUGCAGCAGGAGUCGCGAAAGGCGAUCUUUACCCACGUACCAAGUCACCUAUCACGGUUGCCCCCAGGGCGACACCAAGGGGCAAGGUGUUUGGUGCAUCACGAAGAACCUCAACGAAUGUACAGACACCGGAUCUGAAGGGGACUAAAUCGAUCGAUUCCUUUUUCAAGCCGAGGCGUACGCCGUUGGCUGAGCUCGAUCCAAACAUCUUCACACCGUCGCCGAGUCAGCAAGUACUUCUUGAACAACAGAGGGAAAGCAACGGCUGGGCAGCAGUCCUUGCUCCUGGAUCGCAAUCAACACAUAGGCCCUCCUUUCUCAGCACGACACCCCAGCCAAUAAGACGACUCACAUCUGAGCCUGGACGAAGGCGAUCCGCACCACACCCGCCACCUAAGAGGCAACGACUUUGUUCUGACUCCGUACUCAACAAUCCUUCCGCUGGAGGUGAGGGCAUUGUACGGAGCCAAUUUUUCGCAUCAACUUUGCCUGAGCCGAGUCCCUCUACUCGCCCGACUAAGAGUGGCAGACGGGAGACGGACAACGGCUUCGAGCUGUACUCUGAUGACUCAUUGGGUGAUGCUAUGGCAAAAGUAGCAGAUCUGGAAGAGUCAGCUUCACAAUCGAAGAAGAAGCUGAGGAUCUUCAGCGACACCCAAAGCGAUUCGCAGUCUACUGCUACCUCAAGAACUUCCACAGCCGAGUCGCAAGACUCCACUGGAAUCCUCACCCCUGCCACAUCUUUCGGGAGCCCGGAGCCGGAGAGCGUCUUCAGUGCUGCGAUAUCGUCACAGAUCCAGAAUCUGCGGUCGAGGUUUACCUACAAGGAAUCCGAGUCAAGCAUCACGAGCUCAGCGAGCUCGAGAACAAGCCAAGUGCGCAGACGCAAUACUGAAGCACGGACACCUUCAGCUCUGCCAUUGGAGGUCUUUUUCACAAGUGCACAAGAGAUCAAGGUCAAGACCGUCGUCCCAGGCACCCCAUCUUCCGUAGACGAACAGCCUGACAUAGAGGACUCGGCUUGGGCAACGCUCGAAUCCGAGGUAGUCGUUCCCGCGUCCUCGCCACCAUGCACACCAGCGAAGAGGCGACGUGCCUCACUGAAAGGCAGCGAGGACCUGAUCGUCCACGACAGCGAUGGCGAAAGCGUAUGCUCGCCUCGCAAGCCUAUGUUCAACCUCAACCGGUUUGCUUUCGCCGGUUAGGUUGCACUUGUCUUUGACUAUACGAAUUUGAGCGAGGACGAGCGUUACGUUUGAUGGUUACGCAUUUGAUGAUUGGACGUUGAAUUCGGAGAUAUCGUUGUGGGCGAGCGUAGCAUAGCGGCGUAUUUCACAAGCCGAUAUCGAUACCCGGAUACUUUUCAUUUCAACAUUGUCACUAUCACCAUUCUAGAGUUGCUGUGCCGAGUCGUAUUCCUGUGCCUCUGAGAGCACGGUCUCGUGGAUCACCAUUGUGGAUGCCCCGGUUGAAUCGUGAGCGAGGGCGCGUCGUUGCGCGUGGCGGUGACCUGUUGGUGGGAUGUGGGGCGUUGCGGUCGAGUGACGCUCAAUGUAUUGGUAAGUUCUGUAGGUGGAUGGCCCUGGAGGUAGUCGGUGCGUGUACAGUUGGUGUUUCAAAUGAAAUUGGCU
Messenger RNA from Didymella exigua CBS 183.55, 2750 nucleotides. RefSeq names its product exodeoxyribonuclease 1. The transcript has 3 exons. Gene Ontology annotation, cellular component: nucleus. Gene Ontology annotation, biological process: DNA recombination; DNA double-strand break processing; mismatch repair. The record is from RefSeq and is a predicted model, not a curated record. The coding region runs from base 168 to 2324 and encodes 718 amino acids. NCBI's taxonomy places the organism in Eukaryota, Fungi, Ascomycota, Dothideomycetes, Pleosporales, Didymellaceae. Gene Ontology annotation, molecular function: 5'-3' DNA exonuclease activity; metal ion binding; 5'-flap endonuclease activity.